Letharia lupina is the source of this 270-nucleotide messenger RNA. RefSeq lists its product as uncharacterized. The transcript is spliced from 2 exons. The coding region runs from base 1 to 270 and encodes 89 amino acids. NCBI's taxonomy places the organism in Eukaryota, Fungi, Ascomycota, Lecanoromycetes, Lecanorales, Parmeliaceae. The record is from RefSeq and is a predicted model, not a curated record.
AUGAGUCUGUCUCUUUUUCAAUUGGCUGUGAACGCCUCUGCGGUCCAGGUAGCUUAUCCUCCGCUAUCUCUUCCAGAUGUUUCCAAUUGUAAAGACUACUACGCCAACCCUUCUCCGCCUCUCCUCUCCGAUUGCCAGAUCGCUUUCAAAAAUCUACCGAGUGGUACUGCGCCCACUGCAUGGUACACUCAACCUGCCGCUGGAGAGGAAAGAAACGUGCUCCCACUCGAGGUGCAUCAUGGUAAGAAGCCGGUCCUUCCAGCGAGAUGA